Molecule: messenger RNA, 704 nt
Organism: Saprolegnia diclina VS20
Lineage: Eukaryota; Oomycota; Saprolegniomycetes; Saprolegniales; Saprolegniaceae
Exons: 1
Coding region: 56-565 (169 amino acids)
Source: RefSeq, a predicted model, not a curated record
GCGAGUGGCAGCGACCAGUCUUGUACCUUACUUUUCAAUUUACUCCUCGCUCAGCAUGCAGUCGUUCCUCUUUUUCGGUCUUGCCAUGCUCGCCUCUGCCGCGGCCCACGGUGGCGAUGGUCCGUCGAAGGCGCCGUGUACGGAAGCCCAAACGCUCAACGUCACGACGUGGCUUGCCGCGCCCGUGGACGCUGGGUGCUCGACCGCGCUUUCGGUGAUCACGUCGGCUGCGAAGCUGCUUGUAAACUACACGGACGCCGAGCUCACGCCGCUUUGCGCGAGCAAGACCUGCAUGAAGUACAUCCACGCUGGCUUGCACGCGCUCCCCAACUGCGUUUCAGGCGCGACGGGCAACGCCAACGCCGCCCUCGACGUCGUGCAUGACAAGUGCCACGAGCUCGAGCCCAAGACUGGCAACCAGACCUCGUCGCCGCAGCCGAAGACGACCAACAGCACGAUUGGUACGCCGACGCCUACGCCGGUGCCGACUGCGAAGUCGGCGGGCGCUUUGGUCCAAGUCUCGAUGGCUGUUGUGGUCGUGACGGCCCUCGCCGCUUGCGUGUAAGACGUUCAACGUAAAGGUUUAUGACACAUACUUGUCGGAACGCGUUUCGUUCAGUUUGCGAGUUUCUAUUGUAAAUGACCCUCCCGCAACCGUCCCUUGCGGAGUGGGCUCGUAAGAACGAAGCAAUAUCGUGUACAAA